Molecule: messenger RNA, 1329 nt
Organism: Amphibalanus amphitrite
Lineage: Eukaryota; Metazoa; Arthropoda; Thecostraca; Balanomorpha; Balanidae
Product: lactoylglutathione lyase-like
Exons: 2
Coding region: 285-815 (176 amino acids)
Molecular function (GO): lactoylglutathione lyase activity; metal ion binding
Source: RefSeq, a predicted model, not a curated record
UGGCGAAUUAUCCAGUUAAUACCAGAGCCCGAGUACCCUUCAUUUAGAUGGCUGACUAGAGCAUAGCGUUGUUUGACAUGAGCGAAAUUGAAGUGGUACAAAAGCUAGACUGCUGAAUCAAAAUGAAAAAAAGUACUUUAAAUUGCAAACACUGGCAGUAUCAUAUUUUCAUCAAUGAAUACCAGCCUAGAUGUUGAAUAUCUUUGUUUCAGUGACGUUUCAGUUUGAUUUUAUCAAGUAGAUAAUAAUAGGCAUUGUCCUCAGUUUAUCUGGAAGCAGGAGUCAUGUCUCUCUCUGCCGAAGAGGUGUCGGCUGCGUGUGCUGAGCCGGACCCCUCCACGGCUGACUUCAUCAUGCAGCAGACCAUGUACCGAAUCAAAGACCCCAAGGCGUCGCUCAACUUCUACACGCGCGUACUCGGCAUGCGCCUUCUGAAGAAGUUCGACUUCCCCGAAGCGAAGUUCUCGCUGUACUUCAUGGGGUACGAGGCGAAAGAGGACAUCCCGACGGACGAAAAGGAGCGUACGAAGUGGUGUUUCUCGAGGAGGGCGACCAUCGAGCUGACACACAACUGGGGGACCGAGUCGGAUCCCGACUUCAAGGGGUACCACAAUGGAAACUCGGAUCCGCGAGGGUUUGGCCACAUCGGGCUGGCAGUUCCAGACGUCGAGGCGGCCUGCGAGCGCUUCGAGAAGCUCGGUGUGAAGUUUGUCAAGAAGCCGAACGAAGGCAGGAUGAAGGGACUGGCCUUCGUUCAGGAUCCGGACGGAUAUUGGAUUGAGAUCCUGAAUGGUGGCAACUUGACUGCUAUGUGAGGUGGGAAAGUUGGAAGUGGCUUCGGCUGAGAUUGCUGAUGAUUGGUGAUGUGACUUCUUUGGGAUUUUCGUAUGUUUAAUCGAGGAUGCUUUUGAUACAUGAGUUCUACUGAUACAGGAGCAAGCCAGCUCCCAGCUCACUAGGUAAGCUGUGACUUUCCGAAUUGUAUACGCUAUACAUACAACGGUGUUUCUUUGGAAUGCUGAAAAGGUCAUGCUUUCGCAACGAAAGCCACAACAGUGGCGUGACGGAAUGACUGAUUUGUAUCACAAUGAUUAACAACUUGUCCAGUAAGUCGUAAACCACGGCCUUUAAUAAUCAAACUUGUUUACGGAUGUUGUUUGGACGGAUGUAUCAUGUUAAGCUUGUUGUUAAAUGAAGGAAGCAUUGGUCAGUUUGUCAACAGUAUGCUGGUCGAUAAAUAAACGUGGGUCUUGAAGGACCAGCACCAACAGGGUAUUGGUUACCUGGCUAUUGGAUUGCCAAAUAUACGUGCACGACAAUAUGUUAAAA